AUUGCAUGUAACUCUCCUAGGAGGAAUAAAGAUGAUGAUAAUGAUUAUCGCGUGACUGUGCGAGAUCUGCGAGAUUUGAAGGCUCACGUGCAAGUGCUACGGACUUGAUUUCAUUCAUCUAUUUCAUCCACGUUGAUGAUGGCAUCCAGGAAGGACAUUGACCAAGGGUACGCCUGGGUGGCCUUGGCAUCGGCAGUCUCCAUUCAGCUUCUGGCAGGGUUGGUUGCUUUUUCAUCAGGAGUAAUAAACAUCGCAAUUAUGCAAGAGGUGGAGAACGACAUCACAAAAUCAUCAUGGAUUGGUUCAACUCUAAUUGGCUCUUAUACAAUACUCGGGCCAAUAGCUGGCAUGGUUCAACAUCGAUUUGGUUCUAAACUGACGGCAUUGUCCGGCGGUACACUAACACUAGUGGGAAUGACUUUGGCAUCGUUCUGUCAAACAAUAGUUGGACUAGUUAUCACAUAUGGAUUCAUGGCAGGGUUUGGGUUGUGCCUUGGUGCAAAUGUUGUUGGCGUCAUUCCUGGACAAUAUUUCGAGAAGAAGAGGCCAGCUGCCUACGGAUUGUGUAUGGUAGGAGGAGGGAUGGGUCUGUUUGUAGCUGGCCCACUUGCAAGGUUUCUGCUGGAUGAAUAUAAACUGCAUGGAACACUACUCAUCAUCGGUGCUAUUGCAUUCAACACGUGUAUUGCAGCAUCCCUCCUACGUAAACCACCUCUCUCCAUCAGAACUAUUGUAAUUGAGGAACAUCACGAAAACGAAUCAGUCAAGAAUACGCAUGCAAUGGAGGAAGGUGCAAUCCGUCCAAGAAAUCUACAUCCACUUUGCACUGAGGACGGUACCAACAUGAUGUCAUCUGAACACUUGGAAAAUUCUUAUGAUGAUCUAACGCAAACUCCUUUUCUCCAAAAAGCAGACUCUUCAAGCACACCAGUUGAAAAGCAAGCCUCAAAACAGUGUUGUGUUUACACGACAUCAUGUAGUAUGCUGAAGACGACUUGCAACAAAUCUUUCCUUCUCUAUAACACAACCAUCAUUUUCUGGUCGUUAGGUGACGCUGCGUGUAUAUUCCACUUACCAAAUUAUGCAGAGGUGAUGGGGAGUUCUCCAACAGCAGCCUCAAAUCUGUUAAGUGCGUUGGGUGCUGGGGGCGUGUUUGCGAGGUUCACUAUAGGACUUUUGGCCUCCGACUCCAGCAUAGAAUUUCCCAUGCUCCAAGUGGGUUUCGUUGGCAUUACUGGACUGAUCACAGCUCUGUUUCCGCUGAUGUCGAAUACAUACCACUGGCAAAUUGUUUUUAGUUUCUUUUACGGAGUUUACAGUCAUGGUACGAAUUCCCUAAUGGGUCCCUUCGCUAUAGAGCUGACGGGUUUGGCGACCGUUGCUGUUGGAUUUGGAGUGGUCUAUUUCUCAUGUGGAAUUGGAUACCUGCUCGGUCCUGUAAUCGCAAGUUUCAUUUACGAAGCUUCUGGGGUCUAUGAUUACACGUUCAUUUUCGCAGGUGUUUGUUUCCUAUUAAGUUCCAUAUCAACGGCAGCAAUAACUGUAUGUAGGAAGAGACGAGAAUUCUGAGCAAACUUUCAUUGUGUCUUCUUGAACAGUACGGAUCCUUUGUGACACGAAAGUGUGUUAAAUGCUAAUUCCUACAGUGUGUAUUCAACUCAUAGAAUCAAAGAAGUGCGUAUUGUAAUCUUUUGAUUGUUUGUUUUUGUUUUUUUGUUUUUGUUUUUGUUUUUUCUUUGGGGUGGUCCCUUCAAAAUAUUAUCUUAUAUUGUGUUCUGUGGGACAAAUGUUGCCAGUGUUAGUGUUACCAAUUCCUGAAGGUUAGGGUAACGCGUUCCAGGCUACCAGCAAUCUUUUUGAGAUUGAUCUGUCAUGCUCGUUGACAUGAUUGUGCAUGCCAUCGCAUCCGGACGGAUCCGGAGUUUGACAAUAUACGUAAUAACAGUCACUGUUUGGUCUGGUCCAAACCAAAAUAUUGACAGGCCGCUUUAAUAAAUCUGUAGUGAUUUUGUGUAUUCUUGUAACGUCAUGGUCGAGGUCAGAUCCAGUACUCCAAUAACGUUGCGACAUUGUGCGCUUAACACGGCCUUAAAAGCUACAACGACGUACACGUACACGAAUCUAAGCGUUUCUAUGUAUGUUUACGAUACAUACAUCGU
This is a messenger RNA of Haliotis rufescens (red abalone), 2159 nucleotides long. RefSeq names its product monocarboxylate transporter 5-like. Gene Ontology annotation, molecular function: monocarboxylic acid transmembrane transporter activity. Lineage: Eukaryota; Metazoa; Mollusca; Gastropoda; Lepetellida; Haliotidae. Bases 136 to 1569 code for a protein of 477 amino acids. Gene Ontology annotation, biological process: transmembrane transport; monocarboxylic acid transport. The record is from RefSeq and is a predicted model, not a curated record. The transcript has 6 exons.